Molecule: messenger RNA, 633 nt
Organism: Striga hermonthica
Lineage: Eukaryota; Viridiplantae; Streptophyta; Magnoliopsida; Lamiales; Orobanchaceae
Source: the annotation of a GenBank genome assembly
GUCGGAGGUGUGUCCAUCGGCAUUCGAUCAGGACCUUGGAGAGCAAUAUGCAGACGUCAAUGCUCUUCAAGGAUAUCAGAACUGGCAGCCCAACGACCCCUUCUCUAACACUUACAAUCCCGGGUGGAGAAAUCACCCACACUUCUCGUGGUCCAACAACAGCAACACCCUCCAGCCACCUCGCCCAAACUUCAACCAACAGCAACCCCGUCCAAACUUCACGCAACAACAACCUCGUCCCAAUUUCAUUCCUCGUCCGAACUACCAACAACAACAGCAACCACAACAGCCAGCCCAAGGGUCCGGUUUAAGCUCGUCAAACCAAGAUGACAAGCUGGACAAGAUCCUUCAGUUUAUCACCAACCAAGACUCGUCCAUUAAGCGUCUUGAGACGCAAGUGGGCCAACUUGCCACGAGAGUCGGGAAUAUGAAGGCCGAGUCCGACAAAGGAAAACUUUCAAGCCAGCCUGAGCAAGCCAAAGCAAUAACAGUGUUGAGAAGCGGGAAAAAAGUUGACAACAAGGUGAAAAUGCCCGAGCACGAUGACCCAAAGCCAACCGACCAGCCUAAAAAAGCAGGGGAGAGUGCGAAGAACACGAAAGCCGAUUUAGAGAAGCCGAUGGACGGCCCAAU